CUUCUUUGACUUUGAAAUUGCCAGUUUUGUCUGAUGUGAUGCUUCAUUCUAUAAUCUCAGCCUUUGAGAGGUAGAGGCAGGAGGAUCAGGCUCCUCUGGGUGACAUGAGGUCCUGUCCACAGAGUCCAGUUUCCCCACUGUUCCCCUGCACUGCCCAGCCCUUCCUUGCCUCCCCGACCUCAUCCCACGGGGCCAGAAUCUGACAUAGGUCCUUGUUGAUCCCUGUAACAACAGCAGUUGUAGUCCUCCAUUUCCCUCCCAUUCCAUCCAACAUUCAGGCCAGAAAGCCGGCCUGUUGCAGGUGUCUUCAUUACCACUCAGAUCCGGGGCCCCAAGCCUGGGAGCCAGCCUGCUUCCUGUUCCCAAGCCUUCCCAGGCACGGCUCUCCCAGAUCAGCUCCUGUUACCAAGUGUGUGACCAGAACUGAUAGCACUGCCCCCUCCCUGCCUCGCCAGAAAAGCGUCAGGGACUGAGGAGCCUCCCAGGACAGGAGGGCCUCCUCCCAGCAGCACCAGUCAGGAAGCAUCACCAUAGCAACCCUAGCAGCAAACAAUGGUACCAGAAAGGGCUUUCCUCCAAAGCCGCCUCUCCUGGCUCUGUGGCUCAGAGGAAGAAUGGCCAACAGCCUGAAGAAAACAUCCCUCCAAAAGCCAGGCCUGAGCCAUGUGUCUCACACCAGGGAGCCUUUCCUGAAGAUGAUCCAUGCCAAAGAAGCUUUCCCAACCUAUCAGACUUGGACUCAGCGUGAGUUCCUCCUCCCCAAAGAGACCAAGGAGUUCCCGGGCUUCACCCUGCAAGGCUACCACAAGCUGGCCCUGAAGCAGCCACCAUGCACAGAGACAAAGUCUAAGGUGCGUCACCAGGUACUCCAUCCCUGGAAGGAUGCAGCCCAGCACACCUGGGGCUUUCACACUUGGCUGGAUGUGGGGCGUUUGCCUGCUACCUUCCCCACCAGACCAGACGUACCCUAUGACAGCAAUGUCUGGCGCUAUCUGACUCACUCCAAUGCCCACCACCUCCCUGCUGCACAGCCCGGCAUCCCUCCACCCUCCUGGAUGGGCCCCCACAGCUUCCUGUCCUUCAUCAGUGCGACCCCCAUCUUCGUGGACUUGAAGAGAAGGAAGCAGAUAAUUGUGAGAACAGCGAGGGAGCUGAAGGAAGUGGAGAAACUCAAACUGAGGAGCGAACUAAGAGCCCCUCCGCUCGACACCGAUGGCAAUAUCCUACCUCCGCCAAACUUCAAGAAGUCCCAGUACAUUUCUAGUGGUGGAAGGCUUGUUCCUUGGGGCCUCCAGUUCCUACCCAACCCAAUUCCCAAUAAUUCCUGCAAGAAAUGGCCCUGUCCAAAUCUUCAGCCUCAUUACCAGGAAAAGGCCCUGAAACUGGUUCGGCUGCCCACCGUUCCCCUGAAUGAAGACCUUCUGAAGGACUACCAAACCCUGAUUAAAGACCGGCUUGCCAUACCCGUCCACUACCUCUCCAAGGCGCAACCUGCUAAACCAUCAGAGGGAAGGAAGAGAAGGAGACAUGGAAAUGUCUAAAAGAGGAGACCAUCGUGGGUCUUAGGGUUUGCAGCCUAGCCUUCUUCAGCAAGAGACCCCAGGAGACUGAGAACUCUGAGCCUACAGAAUAGGCUUUUGACCAUCCUCCAGCCUCAUGCCACCUCUGUAUCAGGCUUCUGGAGACAUUACUGAAGCUCUGAAUUGUUCUGUGUUUUUCUUGGAAGACUAGUUGUAGUGUGGGGGCAUUGGGGCAGGGAGAGAGGGGAGGAUGGCUAGAAUACCCGUAGGUUCCAGCUCUUAAGGAUAGAGCGGUGAGGGGUGUGUGGGGUGGGGGCAUGGUAAGAAAUGUGAGCAGAGAAUUGCAGGCUGCGGCUAUAGCUCAGGAGUAGAGCACUUGUCUAGAAGGGUGAAGUCCUAAGUUAAUGUCAUACACACACACACACACACACACACACACACACACGAAGUUGUCUCUAUUCUCAGAACACAUUCACAAUGAUUCUGUGAUUGGUUAGGACUCAGUCAAUGUCUCAGGCAAAAAUUUAACCUCAUUGCCAUCUCCUCCUUGUACUAUCAGAUACCUGGACUGAGACCAGACACAACUGUUUGGGUCGUUCUAAUGUUGCUCUGCUCUGUUCCCCUGCAGAACUUGAUGGCAGAUGGUGCUGGAGACAGGAGAAUCAGGCCUGAGGAAGGGAGUCAUUUCUCAGCAGGGCAAGAGUGGAAUGAAAGAGAUAUUCGAGGUGAAAGGUGUAGGGGUCACAGAGUCCUUGUGCUCACUGUUAAGCCCUAGAAAUGUUAAACACACAGGGCUGUCUCUUCAAAGCAAGAGAUGUAUAAUCUGUUUUCUGCCCAGAAGGCUGUUUAACAGCCUUGUGCCCUUUGCACUGAUCUGUGUGGUUGAGACCACACCAGAUCCUCCCUUAGACCCUUAGGGCGAGCCUGUUUUUCUCAGAUAAUCUAUAGGAUUGUUACAUCUUUAUAGACAACAUUACUUGUCCUUUACAAAGUUUUGAUGCUAUCAUGUCUUAAGUUUUGUUGUGUACACAGGAUCCAGUUAAUUUUCACCAGAAAAUUCUUCGCCCAAUUGUGCUGUGAUUAAAUAUGCUUAGGCAUAUUUAAUUUAAUUUGGCAUAUUAGAUUAAACUACUUGGGGACAGACUCCCAACGUUUGAACCAACACCUGCUACUGUGUCGUGUUGAACCAAACUGACUUCCUGCCCUUCAGAAAGCAUC
Molecule: messenger RNA, 2738 nt
Organism: Apodemus sylvaticus (European woodmouse)
Lineage: Eukaryota; Metazoa; Chordata; Mammalia; Rodentia; Muridae
Gene: Tex52
Product: testis expressed 52
Exons: 3
Coding region: 615-1541 (308 amino acids)
Source: RefSeq, a predicted model, not a curated record